AUGCCCAGAUCUGUGACCUCCUCCCACUCUCGCCUGUUCGGGAGCCCCAGUGACCACAGGAGACCGAAGGAGCUGCCCCUACUAGAGCCGAAGCAGGAGCUCGAGGAGAUGGUGGGCUUGGUAGCUGAGAUCAUGAUGCCAGUCUUCUGGAAGAAGUGUCCCUCACCAGUAACUAGCCAGCAUGCACAGGAGCUACACGGGGAGCAGAGCAGGACCUUGGGCCCCAUUUGCUCCUUGGCCCAAGUGAAUGCCUCGGUUGUCAGCCACUGGUCUGGAAAAUUUCCACUCAGCAACAUCUCUCUCUGCUGUUGGGAGAGCUAG
This is a messenger RNA of Rangifer tarandus platyrhynchus (Svalbard reindeer), 321 nucleotides long. Lineage: Eukaryota; Metazoa; Chordata; Mammalia; Artiodactyla; Cervidae. The record is from the annotation of a GenBank genome assembly.